AUCGUGGACCGGCCGCUGCAGGUGUUCCAUGUGGAGGUGGAAAUAAAGGAUAUUAACGACAAUCCGCCUGUAUUCCCAGCGACACACAAAAAUCUCUUUAUUUCCGAAACUAGGCCUCUUGACUCUCAUUUUUCACUAGAGGGCGCCUCCGAUGCAGAUAUCGGGGCCAACGCUCUGCUGACUUACAGACUGAGCCCCAAUGAGUAUUUCUCUCUGGAAGUACCGACCAACGACGAGCAGGUAACACCGCUCGAACUAGUACUAAAAAAACCUUUAGACAGGGAAGUCACUUCAGAGCUUCUCUUGGUGCUCAAAGCAACGGAUGGGGGCAAACCUGAGCUGACAGGCACUGUAGAGUUAAACAUCACAGUGCUGGAUGUAAAUGACAACGCCCCAGUGUUUGACAAAGCAGUUUAUCGUACAAAAUUACUGGAAAAUGCAAGAAACGGUACACUGGUUAUUAGACUUAACGCCUCGGAUUUGGACGAGGGUUCAAACGGCCACAUUCUUUAUUCCUUUGCAACUGAUGUCUCCUCUAAUACAGAAGCCUCUUUUCGCAUAGAUGCAAACAGUGGAGAAAUAAAAGUGAAUGGAAAAAUAGAUUUUGAAGAAAUUAAAUUAUGGAAACUUCAAAUAGAAGCAGUUGACAAAGGAAAUCCCCCAAUGUUUGGUCACUGCACAAUCUUGAUAGAAGUCUUGGACAUCAACGAUAAUGCCCCAGAGUUGCUAGUGACGUCACUGUUGCUUUCUAUUCCAGAGGAUGCUCCACCGGGGACUGUCAUCGCUCUAAUCAGUGUAACCGACCAUGACGCCGGUGGCAAUGCGCGGGUGACCUGCUCACUAACACCCCAAGUCCCCUUCAAACUGGUGUCCACCUUCAAGAAUUACUAUUCGCUAGUGCUGGACAGCGCCCUGGACCGAGAGAAAGUGUCGGAAUAUGCUCUAGUACUGAUCGCGAGGGACGGGGGCUCGCCUUCUCUGUCGACCAUGGCCAGCGUGUCCGUGGAGGUGGCCGACGUGAACGACAAC
This is a messenger RNA of Aethalodelphis obliquidens (Pacific white-sided dolphin), 1029 nucleotides long. Its product is annotated as protocadherin alpha-10-like. The transcript has a single exon. NCBI's taxonomy places the organism in Eukaryota, Metazoa, Chordata, Mammalia, Artiodactyla, Delphinidae. Gene Ontology annotation, biological process: homophilic cell-cell adhesion. Gene Ontology annotation, cellular component: plasma membrane. Gene Ontology annotation, molecular function: calcium ion binding. The record is from RefSeq and is a predicted model, not a curated record. The annotation marks the transcript as partial.